This is a messenger RNA of [Torrubiella] hemipterigena, 3691 nucleotides long. NCBI's taxonomy places the organism in Eukaryota, Fungi, Ascomycota, Sordariomycetes, Hypocreales, Clavicipitaceae. The record is from the annotation of a GenBank genome assembly.
CUGGGUGUUAAAGCGUCGCGGCUAUGGUGACCUUGAUUAUUUACAUAAACUGAAAAUAACAAAAAAGAAGUCUCUUUUUCUUUCGGAAGACGCGUGUUUCUGUUUUCAAAAUGAAGGCCGUGGUGAUUAAGGAGUUUUAUGAGAGCUGUGACCAAGUGACCGUCUCGGAAUUGCCGACACCAGAGUCUGGGAGCCAGGAUAUCCUUAUUAAGGUUAUUGCUACCGGCGUCAACUUUGUCGACACACUCUAUGCACGAGGAAAACACCAAAAUAACCAAAGGCUAGUUCGCCCACCGUUUGUCCUCGGCCUUGAGUUCUCGGGUAUCGUGGUAUCUUCACCGGAAGACUCGCCAUUCCAGCCUGGAGAUGCAGUAUUUGGUGACCAUCCAGGGUCUUAUACUGAAUUUAUUUCUGUCUCAGCACAAUCACAAUCACUGCGCAGAGUCCCUCUAGGUUGGAAGGCUGCCGAUGCUGCAGGCCUAGCAGCAACAUUGCCAGUCUCGUAUGGCGCCCUUGUACAUGCUGGGCAAUUGAAGCCUGGGGAGACGGUUCUCGUUCACGCGGCUGCUGGCGGUCUCGGAAUAAUGGCUGUUCAAAUUGCCGUGGCAAUGGGCUGUCGAGUCAUUGGAACAGCCGGAUCAGCAGAAAAGUGCCAGUAUGUAAGGCGCUAUGGUGCCGCAGAGUGCUUCGACUAUACACAGGACUUUUGGUGGGACCGCGUUUUGAAGUCGACAGAUGGCAAGGGAGUCAAUGUCGUCUUCGAUCCCGUUGGCGAAGUCAAAUCCAGUUUGAGAUGCACAGCAGACAGAGGCAGAAUCCUGGUCAUUGGAUUUGCAGGCACAGAGGGUCAGAUUGAGCGUGUACCUACCAACAGGCUGCUUUUGAAGCAGGUCUCUUUGAUUGGAUACCGCUUUGGCGAAACUCUCAGACGAUACCCGGAGGAGCGAGAACAGAUUUGGGACGGCCUCUCCAAGAUGCUACAAGACGGCAAGAUCAAGCCAACAGUCACGAGAUACUACGACAGUCUACAAUCUGUACCGCAAGCUUUAGCCGACAUCUCAGCACGUAGGGUAUUGGGAAAGGCUGUCGUCAUGGUCGGAGGCUCAGAAGAGGAUAGGCGGUCGUCCAAGUUGUAAAUAUUGUAUUUGGUAAAACUGAAACUGUAUAUCAUUUCUUUAACGCUAUAUAAUGCCCAGGAUAGCACCCACUUUCCACUGUUUCUCUGUUGUAGCACUCUGAGUGGCUUAUAGAGCACAGAAGUCCAAUUCUCAAGACCAUGUCGCGGAUUUUCAACGGAGUUAAAUGCGACUAAUGCAGUAUAACAUCUCCUCGUCUACCUCGUUCUGGUUUUGAUGGAGUAGCUGUGACGCUCGAGAUGCGCAGAACCGUGCCAAUCCUACAUGAAUAGUUAUAUGAAAACAAAAGAAACAUGAACGACACCGACUAAAUUUUUCGUCAAUCUAUAGUCUACCCCCAAUUCUUUAUCAUGCAAAAUCUUCACAUAACACGAGCACCCCAAAUGCCUCGCCCGGCGCUGACACCAAGCCACUCGCCAUAGUCUUGGCCCGCCAUCAGAUGAGGAGCCCAUCCCAGGUUUCCGACUUCAUACUCGCAUUCCCAAGAUGCAACUGGGUGUCGGUAGUUGUCCUGCUGAGAGCCACCGUUGACUGGGGGAGCAGGUGUGGAGUUGAGCAGAUCCCAGAUCAGAACCUGGCAAUCAUCGCCUCCAGAUGCCAAGGUGCCUCGUCUCAAUGGUGACCACUCAAGACAGUUAAUAGCGCCUGUAUGACCACGUAGUUCAAUCAAGGCUUGACCAGGCUGGCGGACAUCAAGAACGCGGAUAAUGUUGGAAUCCUGAGCGAAAGUAGCGAGGAGAUGUGUAUCGUGCGGGGAUGUCGCAAGUCGGAGCAAUGGUGGUGCGCUAGACAUGGUUUGUUGAGCUGUCGUUGGGCUAACGCGGCCUGGUCCGUCCACUAUUAAAUUCAGUUAGCCGUCUUGCUAUGUAAUCAGAUUGAAUGAUCGUUGGCUACUAACCUCUGUCAUCCUUGGAAGUCGGUUCGUAAAUAAUAGUAGAAUGUUCCAGGCUACGCAGAUCAAACAUACGGACACUGCCAUCUUGGCCACAGCUGACGAAGACAUCUACGCUGUUUGCACAGAAUCGAACAUCAUACACUUCUUUGUCGUGAGCAAUGAGCUGAGUCUUCGCCGUCAAGGAUGGAAUAUCCCAAAUGGUGCAGGUAGUAUCGAUGCUUGAUGUGAUGAUGAGACUGGGGGACACAGUGUUCCAGUCUAGCGAGGUCAGUGGUGCGGUGUGAUCUGGGGUCUUGGAGUUUGACAGCAGAGCCAGCGGUGUCAGCUUUGUCGUUGUGGCUUCUCGCCCACUUCGAGUAAUAGUGCUGCCCGGUGUAGGCGGUGCAGUUUCGGUAGGAAGUGACCACAGACGCAAAUGGUCUCCCGACGUUGCCAGCAAAUCUGUUGACUGUUUCUGCGAUGAAGGUGGUUCCCAGAGCAGUCUGGUUACCGGAUACGAGUGUGUAGCUUCGGCGAUUUUUGUGAAUUCGAGUGAGUACUUGGAUGUACCUGGAGUGUAAACGUCCUGCGGUGUAGGAACAACGUUGGAAUCGAGAAUUUGAAUCUAAAACAAAUCAGUAUGAGCGACAACAUUGAUCUUAUGGCCGAAUCAGCUUACAAAGUUGUGACCGUCCUCCAAGUAGCUGCCAACAGCUAUCUUGCCUGCACCAUUGUUCUGCGGGCGCCAUUUGCACCAAUCGAAGGCGUAGAUAGCCCAGGGUGCCAUGUAGUUGCUGGGUCCAGGCUGAGAAUUGGACAUGUCGAUGCCCGAUGCUCCAGGAGAGUCUGACAUGCUUGAAUCAGCUCUGGGGCGAAUGUCGGCUAAGCCAAGAGGAGUAUUGGAGAUGUUUCGCUGCGAGCCUGGAGCACCGUACUUCAACAUGUCUGAAGGCGAGCCAAAUUGCGAACCGGAGCCGCCAGGUGUCGUUGGAGUAUAUGCAUGAUACGCCGUCUGCGGUGCGUCGUAGUUGGCCGCCGGACUGGAGCGGGAGUAGUUAUGGGUCAUGUUCAUCGGAGACUUGCCUUGCGCCUGGUAGUCUUGCAUGCCGUGGACGCCGGGGAUGGGCCCCGCCGAGUUUGGAGGCAUGUGAGGGCCGCGGGAAGAGGAACCACCAGGCGUGAGGACGUUGGGAACCGAUGAUGUCCCAGAGAGCGGUGCAGAGGGAACGGUGUCCAACUUGAUCUGAGGGGGGUAGUCGCGCGGGGACAUUUGGCUAUGCGGGCUAACUCCCGACAUGUGUAGCUCGUCCUGAGGUCCUCCGUACUGGCCGGCACCGCCUGAAGGUCUCGGCUGUUGUGAUUGACUCAUGAUGGCGGCGAGGUCGAAGGACAAAAAGGUCGGCGCGUAUUUCGAGCGGUCGUUGUGUUUUUGCUUGCAGCGUCUCGGGUCAGCAGAGCACUGCGCCAAUGCUGGCGGCCGAAAUCAAAGGCGCAGAGGACCCCUUCACAGCGAUUGCUGAUUGUGCAGAGCGUGGAUGGCAACGGGGGAAGCCGAGUCGUGCUGGCGAGGUCGAGUGUUGACAAACGUGAAAGAGGUUGGCGGAGCUCUUCUUUUGGUGGAGGUGAGGAGAGGCGGCGUGGAGGGGGAGGUGACAGCCAGCCAAUGCGGACACCGUCAAUG